Molecule: messenger RNA, 1758 nt
Organism: Quercus robur (English oak)
Lineage: Eukaryota; Viridiplantae; Streptophyta; Magnoliopsida; Fagales; Fagaceae
Exons: 1
Coding region: 619-1101 (160 amino acids)
Source: RefSeq, a predicted model, not a curated record
CAGCCAGAUUUCAUGGCUGUGAAGUAUCUCACGUUGCUAUCCUAGCUUGUAGGAGUUGUGGAUAUUGCUUUCCUAUUUUAUAGUAGUUGUGGUUAAUGCUAGAUAAAGUGUUGUGAUGUAAAGCCUAUUUAUAGGCUCUUUUGUUUAUCAAUAAUAUCAUUCAGCUUUUAUCAUUCAACAAGUCCCUUUCUGCCUUUUGUUUUUUCUUUGUAUCAGAGUCCUGUGGCAACACGUCCCUUUUGCUUUCUAUUUUUCUUAACUCUGUAUCAGUGGUAUCAAAGCCAGUGAGAAAAGCACGAGAGAAAGAGUCCUCAAAUAGUAUUGAUGGCUUCAGAUUCAAACUUUGUGCAGGCGGCAAUCCCACGCUUUGAUGGUCACUAUGACCAUUGGAGUAUGCUAAUGGAGAAUUUUCUUCGGUCCAAAGAGUAUUGGCCAAUUGUUGAAUCUGGUAUUCAAGUACCAGCACCAAAUACAACCUUGUCAGAUGCUCAGAAAACAGAGUUGGAAGGGAGAAAGCUCAAAGAUUUAAAGGCAAAAAAUUACCUUUUCUAGGCAAUUGAUCAUCCCAUCUUGGAAACAAUUCUUAGCAAAGAAACUUCCAAAGAUAUUUGGGAUUCAAUGAAGAAAAAAUAUGAAGGCUCUGCUAGAGUGAAGCGUGCACAGCUUCAAGCCUUGAGAAGAGAUUUUGAGACUCUACAAAUGAAGGAUGGAGAAUCUGUCACCAGCUACUGUGCCAGGACUAUGGAGAUUAGCAACAAAAUGCGUUUUCAUGGUGAGAAGAUGGAAGAUGUCACCAUUGUUGAAAAGAUAUUGCGUUCUCUGACACCAAAGUUUGAUUAUGUCGUGUGUUCCAUUGAAGAAUUGAAAGACAUAGAUGCAUUUUCCCUUGAUGAACUGCAGAGCUCCUUGUUGGUCCAUGAACAGAAGAUGAACCGAAGUUCAACUUCAGAGGAGCAAGCUUUAAAGGCUUCUAUCUCUACUCAUUUCUCAAACUCUAGAGGAAGGGGUAGAGGUAGAGGAAGGGGAGAACGAGGCAACAGAGAUGGCAGCAGGCAUUUCAAAGCCGAUGAUGGACAAUUUCAGAGCAAAGGCAGAGGAUGAGAUCAACAUUUUGACAAAUCCAAGGUAGAGUGCUUUAGAUGUCAUAAAUUUGGUCAUUAUCGUUUUGAAUGUUAUACUAGGCUGCCUAAAGACAAAGAAAAGGAACCGCAAUUGAAUUUUGCUGAAAAGAAGUGGAAACUUUGUUAAUGGCUGUUCAAGCUAAUCAAGAACCUGAAUCUGAUGUUUGGUAUGUGGAUACGGGCUGCAGUAACCACAUGUGUGGAAGUAAGUCUUCUUUUUCUUACUUAAAUGAAUGCUUUCUUUCUUCAGUACGUUUUGGUGAUUGUUCCACUGUGAAGGUGAUGGGAAAGGGUGAUAUAGAGAUAAGAACCAAGAAUGGUUUUGUAGAAACAAUUUCUAAUGUCUUUUAUGUUCCUGACUUGAAAAGCAAUUUGUUAAGUGCUGGUCAAUUGCAAGAAAAGGGUUAUAUUAUCACUAUUCAAAAGGGUGUUUGUGAGAUUUAUGAUCCUACUAGAGGAGCCACUGCUGUUGUGCAAAUGAGUUCAAACAGGUUGUUUCCAUUGAAGAUUACAAGUGUGCAAUCUUGUUUGGUAGCUGAAGUAAAAGAUUCUUCUUGGUUGUGGCAUUUUCGUUAUGGCCACUUAAGUUUUGGUGGAUUGAAGACCCUCCAACAGAAAAAUAUGGUGGCAGGUCUUC